Molecule: messenger RNA, 2719 nt
Organism: Leptopilina heterotoma
Lineage: Eukaryota; Metazoa; Arthropoda; Insecta; Hymenoptera; Figitidae
Gene: RN-tre
Product: USP6 N-terminal-like protein
Exons: 8
Coding region: 302-2017 (571 amino acids)
Source: RefSeq, a predicted model, not a curated record
UGACGUGUCAGCAAAACGAAGAGCAAGGAAUGAGCUCGAUCAGCAAAAAAAAAAGCCAAAAGUAUAAAUUCAUAUUUCGCUUCUUUAAUUAAAAGUGCUUCUUUAAAAAGUGGACGUUAAUCAGUGAUUGAAAGAAUAAAAAAAACAACUUUUUUUAAAUGAAUAAUGUAGCCACGAAAACUAGAUGUUUUCAUUUCAAGAUUGCAGUUUCUCACGCAGAAAUGGUGAUUUAUAAUUGAAUGACUAAUUCAUUAUCAGGAAACGGCAUGUAUAAGAAUCUGUUUACAAUUUCGCACGUGGGAUGAAUGAGGAAGAACUGUUGAAGCGAUCGGCUGCUGAAAGGGACAGAAUAUUCAGUUGUUACGAUCGUGGUAGAGAAAAUGGUGCACACAUCGAUCCUUGGGAAGACCCAAGUCUUCCGGUUUAUCACACAACUGACCGAUAUGGAUUUAUACAUGACGCGGAAUUACCGAAAGUGGAUAAAAAUGAAAUUAAGAUAAAACAGACGGAGAUGGAGAGGCUAAAGAAGUGGGAGAAGAUGACAAAAAAGUGGAAUGAUCCAGCGACUAAGGAGAAAUUACGACGUAGAAUAUAUAAAGGUAUUCCUGAUAGAUAUCGAGGACAAAUUUGGAGUACUUUAUUGGGUACUACAAAUUUAAAGAUUGAGCACCCGGGAAAAUAUGACGAGAUGCUGCAUUUGGCGAGACAAUGGUCCACGGAAAUAAGGCAAAUUGAUGCUGAUGUCGCUAGACAAUAUAGGGAUCAUAUUAAUUACAGAGAGAGAUAUAGUAUUAAACAAAAGUCCAUGUUCUACGUAUUGGCGGCCUAUAGUAUGUAUAAUAUGGAAGUUGGCUAUUGCCAAGGCAUGUCCGUCUUAGCUGGUCUACUUUUACUCUACAUGGAUGAGGAGGAUGCAUUUUGGGGACUUUCUGUACUGCUCACAGACAAAAAAUACAGCAUGCACGGAUUCUACGUAGACGGCUUUCCAAAAUUGAAUCGUUUUAUAGAACACCAUGACAAAAUAAUGACAAAGUUUCUUCCAAAGUUAAAGCGAAAAUUGGACAAGAGUGGUUGCGAUUCAAUAUUAUACGCUUUGAAAUGGUUCUUUGUUGUAUUUCAAGAAAGAACGCCAGUGAGUCUUGGACUUAGGAUUUGGGAUAUAUUUCUUUUGGACGGCGAUCGUAUUUUGCCAGCGAUGGCAUACACGGUGAUGAAAUUACACAAACGACAAUUACUUGCAAUGGAUAGUUUAGAUGAGUUUUGCAAUUAUUUACAAAUUAAGUUAGAAAAAGACUUUUCCUAUGACGACGAUGCCGUCAUUUCUGCCAUGGAACGAAGUAUAGAGGAACUGAAACGGGCUAAGUUGGAUUAUUCGGGUCCACCGUUGCCACACGAAUUACCACGUCAUCCAUUCGGUACAUUUAAGGAGCCCACAUUCACCAGCAAGGUGGGAAGACGAGCGGAGGAAUUCAGCGAGGCACAGCAAGUGACACGUGAAACGGUGGUGAAUCGAAGAGAUAUGGCUGUUAUUGAGGAGAAUCGUGAAAGUUCAACGCCAGUCGAGCCGGCGAAUUGCGGCAGUCUUGGUGGAAGCAAGUUCUCCUUCGAUCCAAGUCUAGACGAUGGGGCAUCACCCAAUGGGUCACGUCGAUCAUUAGCCGAUACAUCCGUUACUUCGACGGCGGAUCUCUCUGUAUUCAGUUCAGCGACACGUUCACAGGCCCAUGACAAUAGUCUCGAUACUCAGAGUAAUGUCUCGGACGGUAGUUCAGGUAGCGGUGGUUUACCAACUCCACGUGCAACGUCUCAUCAGCCAAGUCCCGAUGUCGUUAGAAUAUACGUACCCUACACGUCACCCACUCCAACCUCAUUUAAGGAUGAUCUUCCUUGUACUCUACCUCGCUCGUUAGAGACCAACAAAAUUCGCAUUCGCGUCGAUCCCGAUCAAACGCCCAUUGUCGAAAGUAUCAAACCAUUUGCUCUCGAGAGUCCUGAACUUGAACUCGACUUGAAAUAAAUUCCCCAAUUUUUUUUUCGCUUCAGUCAUUCCUCUUGUUGUCUCCAAUGUUUUUUUUUGUUUGCCCGACGAAGUCCUUUUUUGGAUUAAUAUUCUUUUUAAUUUUAUCUUUGUUAAUUUAAUUAAUUUUGUAGUUCCAUUUGUUCUGUAUUUGAAAUUUUUUCCUACAUUUUCUUUCUAAGAUACUCUUUUUUCUGAGAGGAGACAAAUUACGAGACAACAUUUGUAAUAUAGCCUGAAAGAUUUGACCUGUACUGUUAAUUUAUUCUUGAGAUAGAUUUUUUUUCACUAUCACUUGAAAAUUUCCAAAAAGACAAAGUUAUAAAGUUUGUAAUUUUUCGCUCCCCGAUUUUCUUUGAAAAUUUCUUGCAAAUGUUAGAAUUACAAAAAAUGAAAUAUUUAUUGAAACUUCGAUCUAGAAGUAAUAAAAAAAAAGGAAAAAUCGAAAGAGAAAAAAACAGACAAAUUUGCUCUUGUCAACGGCGAUGGCACAAUUUUAGAAAAAAAGGACAACAAAUACUCAUUUGUAAAAAUAUACACAUAUGCGUGUAUAAAUAUGUACAUAAAACGCGUAUAUGUAUAUAUAAAAGAAGAGUAACCGUUUUUAAAAGAAACCGUCUCUCUUCAAAAUACGUUUAUCAAAAAAAUUAUUUUGUGAAUGUUUUCAAAAAAAGAAAAAAAAUAUCAUGUACAAGUAGAGUA